This is a messenger RNA of Theileria annulata, 663 nucleotides long. RefSeq lists its product as uncharacterized. The record is from RefSeq and is a predicted model, not a curated record. The transcript is spliced from 3 exons. NCBI's taxonomy places the organism in Eukaryota, Apicomplexa, Aconoidasida, Piroplasmida, Theileriidae. Bases 1 to 663 code for a protein of 220 amino acids.
AUGAACGCAUCGCAAAGCGUUUUGCUCAUUGCGUUUCUAUUCUUCUCACAAUCUUUAGUACACACCUUCAAACACAACAGCUAUGCCAUUGAUAACUCCUUUCUUCAAGAUAACGUAUUGGAUGAAGCCAAUGAAUUGAGUGAAUUGUUUUUGUCGGAACUUGAGACAUUUAACAACAAUGUGCUCGAAAAGUUAGCGGACCGUCUUGUCAAUGUCCUCAAUAAUAAAGGAAUUGACAUGGACUCACCAGACAACGUUAAGAAUCUCUACAAUUUCCUCCAAAAUGCUGAACUGGUUGACGCUCCAACACAAGAAAAGCCAAAGUCGUUUAAGCAGAAGCUAUUGUCGGGACUUAAAAAGGCAGCCAAAGGAAUAGGUAGAGAAGCUCUGAUCCACGCCACAAGGGUAUUAGUGGGAUAUGGAGUUAAAGAAGGGAUGCCAGAACUUGAAAGGAUCGUCAAAGUUUCACUCACCUCACUUCCUGUGAAUCUCAAAGUUGCCAUAGCUCCGAUGGUCUACGUCUUGUUCAGAAACCUGUUCAAAAAGGCUAAGGUGAAAGCUCCGCCAGGCUUCUCAUUGAAGGAAAUUAUACUCUAUGGACUCAAUGAACAAGAUAAACAACUUGCUCUAAAGUAUAUGGCCAAUGGUGUUAAAGAUAUUUAA